CUGAUUGAGUAAACGAUAUAUAUAUUCAUAGUUGAUGUCGUUUUCUUGGCGUUGUUUGCGUGCCGUAAAAUUUUCUAUUGUAAAUUGGCAGAAAAAUCUGCUUUCUUUUGCUUGAAAAAUAUCGCAAAAGUCUCCUUGGCAAAGAGGUAAUUGCUGUGAAGGUGGAAAUUACCUCGCGGCUCAACUCUCGAGUACUCAAAUUCGCAACUCACGAAAGUGUCUGAAGCCGGAAUUGGCGGGUGAAGAAAUUUUGUUGAUCCAGCAAUUACAGGACAAACCACAAUGGGUGACCGUGGAGACGGGGCUGAAUCUUUUGAUGACGCCGUCGAGGAGAGGGUAAUCAAUGAAGAGUACAAGAUAUGGAAGAAGAAUACCCCCUUCCUCUAUGAUCUGGUAAUGACCCAUGCACUGGAGUGGCCCUCACUUACGGCUCAAUGGCUUCCGGACGUAACGAAGCCGGAAGGGAAGGAUUAUUCCGUGCAUCGCCUCAUCCUUGGUACUCACACUUCCGACGAGCAGAACCACCUCCUAAUUGCGAGUGUUCAGUUGCCAAAUGAGGACGCGCAGUUCGAUGCGAGUCACUAUGAUAACGAGAAAGGUGAAUUUGGAGGCUUUGGCUCCGUUUCUGGCAAGAUUGAGAUUGAAAUAAAGAUCAAUCACGAGGGUGAGGUCAACAGGGCACGCUAUAUGCCCCAGAACCCUUGUGUCAUUGCCACGAAGACUCCCUCGAGCGAUGUCCUCGUGUUUGACUACACCAAACACCCCAGCAAGCCCGAACCAAGCGGUGAAUGUCAUCCAGAUUUGAGACUCCGUGGACACCAAAAGGAGGGCUAUGGAUUGUCGUGGAAUCCCAAUCUCAAUGGGUACCUCCUUUCCGCAAGCGAUGAUCAUACAAUCUGUCUUUGGGACAUUAAUGCAACACCCAAAGAACAUCGAAUUAUCGAUGCAAAGAACAUCUUCACAGGCCACACUGCUGUGGUGGAAGAUGUAGCAUGGCAUCUUCUGCACGAAUCACUCUUUGGAUCCGUGGCUGACGACCAGAAACUCAUGAUUUGGGAUACGCGAUGCAACAACACGUCCAAGCCAUCCCACACUGUGGAUGCACACACAGCUGAAGUUAAUUGCUUGAGUUUCAAUCCCUAUUCCGAAUUCAUUUUGGCUACGGGAUCUGCUGACAAAACGGUGGCUCUGUGGGAUUUACGUAAUCUCAAACUAAAGCUUCACUCAUUCGAAUCGCACAAGGAUGAAAUCUUCCAGGUUCAGUGGUCACCUCACAAUGAAACCAUUCUAGCAUCUAGUGGCACUGAUCGAAGGCUCCACGUCUGGGAUUUGUCAAAGAUUGGCGAAGAGCAGAGCAGCGAAGACGCUGAGGAUGGUCCACCAGAACUUCUCUUCAUACACGGCGGACACACAGCCAAGAUCUCAGACUUUUCGUGGAAUCCUAAUGAACCGUGGGUGAUUUGCUCCGUGUCCGAGGAUAACAUAAUGCAAGUGUGGCAAAUGGCUGAAAAUAUCUACAAUGAUGAGGAGCCCGAGGUACCAGCUGGUGAUCUCGAAGCUCCCACAGCAUAAGUUGGGGUACUUUCACUCAUUCACAUGCUAUGUAUUGUCAGCAUUUUUAGCAUUAAUUCUUAAUUCACAUUUCAUCAAAAGCAAAAAAAAAGAGAAGGAAACGUGCGGAGUUGAGUUAAAAAAAAAUUGAGAUGGUUCGUUUAGUUCUUUACUAUAUUUUAUCAAUUCUUUCCAAAUAAAUAUUGACACGAUUUCAUGGAGA
Molecule: messenger RNA, 1774 nt
Organism: Lutzomyia longipalpis
Lineage: Eukaryota; Metazoa; Arthropoda; Insecta; Diptera; Psychodidae
Gene: Caf1-55
Product: chromatin assembly factor 1 p55 subunit
Exons: 5
Coding region: 283-1572 (429 amino acids)
Biological process (GO): regulation of gene expression
Cellular component (GO): ESC/E(Z) complex; nucleus; NuRD complex
Molecular function (GO): histone binding
Source: RefSeq, a predicted model, not a curated record